AUGGAGUUACAUAGAGAGGGAAACACGUCGAACGAAAAAAAAGAGAGUUUGUGUGUCAACGCGAUUGAGAAGAAACAAGAAAAUAACGAAAUAACCGAUGGAGUGAGACUUGGAAGUGCCGUGUCUGGUGUCGAGGAACCGUUAGCGUGUCUUCCUCAGGCUGCUUCGUCUUCCCAACGUGCUGGCACUCGUGCGGGUUCAAUUUUGGAUGUUGACGGGGUGAUUCAUUCCAUUCAUGGUUUGCUCUCGUCUCUCCUUCAAUUCCUCUCUCCCAGAACCUACCUAGAUGACGUCGAAUUCAAUUUAAUUGUUCCUCGGGAGAAUAUCACGAUUAGGGUCGCCAUUCUUUUUUUCCGCUCAACAACUAUCCCUUUUCGAGGUAUAUCGUGGGUCUUGACACCAGUGAAACCCAACAGAUCCUGGUCCCAAUCGCUCCUUUUAUAG
This is a messenger RNA of Aspergillus oryzae RIB40, 444 nucleotides long. RefSeq lists its product as uncharacterized. The transcript is spliced from 4 exons. Lineage: Eukaryota; Fungi; Ascomycota; Eurotiomycetes; Eurotiales; Aspergillaceae. Bases 1 to 444 code for a protein of 147 amino acids. The record is from RefSeq and is a predicted model, not a curated record.